AUGCUACCAGAGCGAGAAGAAAAAAAUCAAGCAAGAAUCGGGGCCCGCCGGGUGGAGACCGAACCCCUGCGCGUCGUCGCAAUCAACGACGUCUACGAGCUUCACGCGCUGCCUCGGCUCAAGUCGCUGAUCAAUGAGCGCAAGCCGCAAAUCGUCUCGCUGGCGGGCGACUUUCUCUCUCCCAGCAUCCUCUCCGGCAUGGACCAGGGCUCGAGCAUGAUCGCAACGCUCAACUGCCUCCCGGUGACGCACGCGUGCUUUGGCAACCACGAGGCGGACUUCCAGCUCGAAGACGUCGCCCUAGCCCCACAGAAGGCCAAGUCGCCGCGUGCCGGCAGGCCAACUCAGUGGCGCAUCUCCGAGUUCGGCGGCUGUUGGAUCAACAGCAAUGGCUUCAAGCCGCAGCUGCCUCUCUGGGACGUGGUCGAGGUCGGCCCCUACCGGAUCGGGGUGCUCGGUCUGCUCACGAGCGAGCGCGGCAUCUUCCGAAAGGACAAGAUGCGCGGCCUCGCCAUCGAGCCGGUCGGCGCGAUGGCCGAGCGGCUGGCCGCCCUGCUCCGCUCCGAGCACGCGGCCACCCACGUCAUCGCACUGACGCACCAGACGGUCGGCGCAGACGUGGAGCUCGCCAAGAGCGGCUCCGUCGACCUGAUCCUCGGUGGCCAUGACCACGAGGUGAUGGAGGUGCGGCCAGAGGGCGGCGCGCCAAUCAUCAAGUCGGGCUCGGACGCGAAAAUCGCCGCCGUCCUCGACAUCGAGCUCGGGCCGAGCCGAGCGCUGACUGCAAGCGUCGCCUUCGAGCCGGUCGAGGGUUUCGCAGCCGACCCCGAGGUGCAGGCGGAGGUCGACUCUCACCUGGCGGUGAUCCGCGCGCUCGAGAAGGAGCCCAUGUGCUCGCUCAAGGACUCGGAGGUGCUCGAGCGGCAGCAGGCGGCCCUCUCCUCCAAGCGCACGCGAUUCGAGCAGACGACGGUGGGCGCGCUCCUCACCUCAUGCGUGCGUGACUGCCUCGGCACGGAGGUUGCGAUGAUCAACGGGGGCACCAUCAAGGGGAACGUCGAGUACCCCGACGGCAAGAUCUCGUACCUGCAGCUCAAGCAGGAGCUGCCCUUCCCAACCAAGAUGGUGGUGGUGCAGAUGCCCGGCGCGACGCUGCGGGAUGCCGUCCUCGCCUCGCGGCUGCCCACCGAGGAGGCGCCGAGCGAGGAGAACCGCGCCUUCCUGCAGCUGGAUGACUCUGUGGAGGUUCGCAUCGGCGAGGGCGGAGUCAUGGCGGGCGAGAUCCGCAUCGGAGGCAAGCCGCUCGAGCCAUCGGCGAGCUACUCGGUGGCGCUGCCGCGGAACCUGAUGAAGGGCGCCUUCAAGAUCCUGCCGCUGUUGCACGCCGAGGAGCUGCCCGACGAGGACAACUUUCUGCCCGCGCUGAACGUGGUCGUCAUGCACCAGGCGAAGCGGAUGUGGAGGCGGCUGGGCUCGUUCGAGGCGCUCGACCUCGACGGCGAGACGGCGGCAUCUCGAAGGGCGAGAUCUGCGCUCGGCGCAGAGCCGUCCCCCUUCCUCGUACUGCGGACUCUCGACCUCGACGAGUCGGGGUGCAUCUCGCGCGACGAGUUUGCGACGAUCGACCAGUCGCCCAUGCCAGGCGGCUAG
Emiliania huxleyi CCMP1516 is the source of this 1650-nucleotide messenger RNA. RefSeq lists its product as hypothetical. The record is from RefSeq and is a predicted model, not a curated record. Lineage: Eukaryota; Haptophyta; Isochrysidales; Noelaerhabdaceae. Gene Ontology annotation, biological process: nucleotide catabolic process. Bases 1 to 1650 code for a protein of 549 amino acids. Gene Ontology annotation, molecular function: hydrolase activity. The transcript has 10 exons.